CUUCCACGUGUCUUCAUCUCCUUCAUUCCCAAUUACCUCAUAUAUAUUCAGAUCUAGCCGCAUUUCUCUUCCUUCUCAUCGGAGGUUCACCGGAGCUCUCUCUCUACAUCGGAAAAAUGGCGUUCAUCGCUCGAAACGCAAAACUUCUCACCGGAACGACGCCGUUUCUACAACGAACGGCGGCGGCGGCAGCUUCGAUCCACACAACACUUCCAUCCCUAUCAUCUUCUCCGGCGACUUACGGUAACGCACAGCCUCCGGCAAUGACGCCCCCACCAGGAAUAUCGAAACCGGCGGAGUAUGUGAUAUCUAAGGUUGACGAUUUGAUGAAUUGGGCACGGCGUGGAUCAAUUUGGCCUAUGACUUUUGGAUUAGCGUGUUGUGCUGUAGAAAUGAUGCAUGCGGGAGCUGCGCGAUACGACUUCGAUCGAUUUGGGAUUAUUUUUAGACCUAGUCCUAGACAAAGUGAUGUCAUGAUUGUUGCUGGUACACUUACCAACAAAAUGGCUCCUGCUCUUCGCAAGGUCUACGAUCAAAUGCCCGAGCCAAGGUGGGUCAUUUCCAUGGGGAGCUGCGCAAACGGUGGAGGAUACUACCAUUACUCAUACGCUGUCGUGCGAGGCUGUGACAGGAUUGUUCCUGUUGACAUUUAUGUUCCAGGUUGCCCACCUACUGCCGAAGCUCUUCUGUACGGACUUCUUCAACUGCAGAAGAAGAUAAAUAGGCGCAAGGAUUUGCUUAUGUGGUGGACCAAAUAAGAGCCUUAUUAUUUAUGUUUCCAUCAAUGUGUGUGGAAAUAAACCUUUGGCCAAGGAAGAGAGAUCUUGUUUUUCUCUCUUUUGAACCUUCUAUGUUUCGUUUGUAUGUUAAUCUGAUAUUUAGUGGUGUACUGUCUUAACCUUUUUACUGUUGGUAUACCUCAAUAAAGCUACUGUGUAUCCUCUACAACUGAGGAAUGGAUUCAAAUAUUUUGGUUGUGAAGUGUAAUUGAUAGAUUGAGAAGUGCUGUGCAUGAAAA
Messenger RNA from Capsicum annuum, 1018 nucleotides. Its product is annotated as NADH dehydrogenase [ubiquinone] iron-sulfur protein 7, mitochondrial. Lineage: Eukaryota; Viridiplantae; Streptophyta; Magnoliopsida; Solanales; Solanaceae. The transcript has 2 exons. Gene Ontology annotation, molecular function: NADH dehydrogenase (ubiquinone) activity; 4 iron, 4 sulfur cluster binding; quinone binding. Gene Ontology annotation, biological process: electron transport coupled proton transport; aerobic respiration; mitochondrial respiratory chain complex I assembly. Bases 117 to 758 code for a protein of 213 amino acids. The record is from RefSeq and is a predicted model, not a curated record.